Saccostrea cuccullata (small rock oyster) is the source of this 5246-nucleotide messenger RNA. RefSeq names its product MORC family CW-type zinc finger protein 3-like. The transcript has 17 exons. Gene Ontology annotation, molecular function: ATP hydrolysis activity; zinc ion binding. Gene Ontology annotation, cellular component: nucleus. The record is from RefSeq and is a predicted model, not a curated record. Bases 89 to 2374 code for a protein of 761 amino acids. Lineage: Eukaryota; Metazoa; Mollusca; Bivalvia; Ostreida; Ostreidae.
AAAAUAAUUACUUAAAUCUGAAAAUAGAAAGCAAAUAUUUAUUAUUUCGGAAAUCUACAUUCCGAUCGGUUAAUAUUAUAAAACAAACAUGGCGGCAAGAGGAAUUUUAACUUCCAGGGUGUCUCCUGAUUAUCUUCACAGUAAUUCCACCAGUCACACCUGGGCAUUUUCAGCCAUUGCAGAAAUCAUAGACAAUGCCUAUGACCCGGACGUGAAUGCCUCAGAGUUAUGGAUCGACAAACGAGACAUCAAUGGAAAGGUGUGUCUGACCUUCACAGACAACGGGAAUGGAAUGAUCCCCGAGAAACUUCACAAAAUGCUCAGUUUUGGCUACUGUGAAAAGGUAGCUGUGGGAAACCAUCAACCCAUUGGUCACUACGGUAACGGCUUUAAGUCGGGCAGCAUGCGUCUGGGGAAGGAUGCCAUUGUUUUCAGUCGGCGAGCGGACGUGAUGAGUGUGGGACUUCUGUCUCAGACAUAUCUCAAGGCCAUCAAGGCAGAGACAGUACUAGUACCAAUCAUCUCAUGGAAUCUCCCCAAUAAAACCAGAAGGACUUCCCCAGAAACUAAAAAUAAUCUGUCAGCUAUAUGUUCUCACUCCAUCUUUAAAGAUGAGAAAGAACUACUGAGUGAGCUAGACUCCCUUGAGAAAUUCAGGACCGGGACAAGAAUCAUAAUUUACAAUCUCACAAAGAACAACAACUCUGGGAAUUUGGAGCUGGAUUUUCUCAGUGAUCCACUGGACAUCAGGAAUCCAGAGUCCCAUCUCAUCGACUACUCCACGAUUAACAGGACUAUCCAUGAUAAAAGUCCGGAGUAUAAAGUCUCCCUGAGGGCGUACUGCAGCAUUUUGUACUUGAAGCCGAGGAUGAAGAUUGUUCUGCGAGGGAAGAAGGUGAAAACAAAAAUGAUCAGUAAAAGUUUGUCUGAAACGGAGACCGACGUCUAUAAACCGACAUGGAUUAAUAAACCAAUAGUGAUUAAGUUUGGGUUUACGUCUAGUAAAAACCCAGAGGAUUAUGGGAUAAUGUUGUACCAUAAAAACCGACUGAUUCGGGCUUACGAAAAAGUAGGAUGUCAAAAGCAGGCUAACGAGCUUGGUGUGGGAAUUGUGGGUGUGGCUGAAGCUUUCUUCUUGACACCAACCCACAACAAACAGGACUUCAGCCGCGACGAAAAGUAUAAUGCCUUUAUGACAAAUGUGGGAAUCAAACUGAAUGAUUACUGGAAUGAGAAGAGAGGGGCCGCCAAUAACACAGCAUCCUCAUCAAAGAACAAAGUGCUAGCUCCUGAUUGGCUCUGGGCCCAGUGUGAUAACUGUUUACAGUGGAGGAGAUUACCUGGAGGCUUCAGACAGGAGGAUCUUCCUGACAAGUGGUACUGCCACAUGAACCCUGAUGCCGCCUUCAAUCGCUGUGAAAUUCCUGAAGAACCAGAGGACGAAGAUGAAGCUUUGAUGGGACCCAGCUACAAAAAGACAUUUAAAAAGCAGCAGUCUGAACUCAAGUUGAAAAUCAAGCUGCAGGAGAGACAGAAAGUGAUUCAACUUUCAGAGAAGGAAAAACAGCUCCAGAGAAAGGAAAUGGAAAUAAACCAACGCAAAAAAUCUGAAUCGUUCAGUCCUAUAGUGGAGAAGCUGAAGAAACUCGAAGAGAAGGCGGCCAAACAAGAGAAGAUGAUUGAGGCACUCCACAGGGAGAGGCUUCAACAGGAAGCCGCGAGUCGACAGAUGCUGGACGCCGCAGAGAAUCUUAAUCUUGUCAACCUGAGACAGAGUGAGCUCCUGGACAAAGUGGCCCGAGGAGCAGAUAUCAGGUCCUCAGCUUCCUCAGCCUCAAGGAAGAGGAAACAUUCCGGUAACAGUAUUUGUAUAAAGACGGAGGACGGGAGCGUGGUGGAGGUCAUACGUAACCCUGACCACGACGACAGAGUGGUGGAUCUAACCGAAGACUCGGACGAGGAGCGGGAGGGGGCUCCGACGUCCUCAAAACAGUCCAAAGGAGAGGAUCCAAAGUCUGCUCCCAAUAAGGGGGAUAACUCCAAAUCAUCCACAAAAACAAACAGUAGAGACAAUAAAGCCAGUGCUUCCAGUGACCAGGGAGAGGAUGUGAAGCCUAACAUUGAUAAACUGAAGGAGCAGAUCAACAAGUUGCGGACAUUUAAAGAGCGGGGGGUACAGACAGAGGAGAAGGGGGAAUCGAAGGAGGAGAAGAGUUACAAGGAACGCCUACACACCUUCCAGAAAAACGUCCACGAGCUGCUGAGGAGGAUUGAUCCCAGUAAAGAGUGGGGCGGACCCGAGAAAAUAGAGGGCGUUAUCGUGCAGAUGAUGAAACACAUCGAACCUAAUGGGGAGGAAAAUGACUCGGAUUGACGCGUAGAUGUUUGUGGAUGGGAGAGUGUGGAGACAGAUGCCUGAUCCAAACAGGGACUCGGAUUAAGCUUAGAUAAGGUGGAUCUAAGAUAUCUGUGUUACAACCAAUGGUGACUCAGAAUAAAGAUUCCCUGGUAGAUAAUACUAAGGACAGAAGAGGGGCAGUAGUUUGCUCUGCUGAUGAAACAGUCAAACUUAUUGGUUUAGAUACAUAUGCAAAUUGAACUUGUGGGUGAAAGAGAGAUGUACAUGCAUUAAGAAAACAUUAGGAGGAUUGAGAAAACUGAUACAUAUGAUCAAAUAUAAAUACCCAAGGGGAUUUUCAUUGUUUUUAAUCCUAUUCAUUGUUUUUAAUCCUAUUUUUUUAUUUACCAGAAUUUGGUUUAAGAUACAACUUUGAGAUUACUGUAGAAGUACUUUUUUUCGCAUGGUAUUAUUUUACGCUAUGUAAGCGGUCACAAAUUUUCCACGGAAAUUUGUCCAAGCGUACUUAAUAUUAAUGUAAGGCAUACAUGUAUAGUGACAGUUUAAGAAAUCCGCAUAAUUUUCUACCCGCGGAUUAAACAGAAAUUGUGAUUCUGCGGAAUUAUGACCCCGUGGAAUAAAGUACGUCUACAGUACUUAUAUUAAUAACUGCCGCACAAUUAGUACCAUUAUUAAAACUGACAGCGAGUCAGAUAUUCAUUUUUUUAAAAUGAUUUUAGCAAAAUUCCUUGUACAUAUGUAUAUAUAUAUAUAGUAGUACUGUAUGAAAUGUUAACAAUUUCUACUUGUGAGCAUAAAGGGGUGUAUCAGAUUUAUUUGUUGCCUUUUAAAUGUCAGAGUCGAGAACAGAUUUUACAAUGAUGUGAAGAACUGAAAAUAUAAUUCUCAGGGAGUCGAGAUACACAGUAUCCAAUAUACCUUGUAAGAAUGAGUGUAUUUUUUUAUGUUUUAUACAUUGUAUUACCAAUAUUCCAUUCAAUAACCCACAUAUAAAUUCUUCCCUUUUAUCAUAUAUACAGAAAAAUUUGUCUGCAUUUAUAGUUAUCUGCAACCUACAUUAAAAUUCCAGCAAGUACUUGAUGAAGUAAGCAGAUACAGUAAUAUUUACAGAAUUAUGAAAUGUGCUCACAUUUCCUACAAUUAUUGUUGACAGCCUCUUCAUCUUAAACUACUAAUGUGUGCACAUUCUUUUGUUUAAAUUACAAAACAUUGACUCUGAUUUGCUAUGUCUUGAAACAUUAUACUAUAGCAGUCCCAUUUUUAAGCAUGAAUUGUUAUUUUCAGUACAAGUAAUUGAGCUUGAGUUAUCUGAAAUGUGGUGUUACUUUUGUGUACUUGGAUCAUACCCCAAGAUAUAUGUACAUUUUCACAUCAUUUUAUUUUGUGGAGGUUUCAUUUUAUUUAAUACAAGUACCUUUAUAGCAAUGUAUUUUCAAUCAAAGAAAAUUUGCCUUUUUCUCCUUUAUAUCUUUCGUAGUGAAAGGAUUGUGCAUAAAUUUUCAUUCAAGGAAUUUGUACAAUAACAUAAUACUUAUAACUGAUGCAAAAACAGAAUCUUGCCAAUAUGUUUUCAUAAACUCAAUUUUUUUUGAGAGUUUAUUGUGUGUGUGUGAGAGAUAAAGAUUUAAUUUCUUGAGUUGAGCAUUGAGCAAGUUUUUUUAUGCAGUUUGGUCACAAUUUCUUUAUGCAUUUCAUUGGUGUAUUUGUAAAUUUAUAGAAGAAUGUUAUAUAUUUAGCAGUAUUCUUGACCAACUUACAUAUGGCAAAUUCUGUUUUGUUCGAUUCAAAUUAUUUUGAUAGAGCUACAUUUGUUUAAAAUUAUUUAAAGGAAACGAAAAUACUUAUUUGCAAGAGAAUUGUGCUAAAUAUUAUAAGGUUGACUAUAUUUCUAGUCAUAAAACAGCUUGUCACCCACAACAGAAUGUAGGUUAUUGGGAGAUUGUGCAUCUUUUUCAUCUCCAUCAUAAAAUAUUUAUUCUAGCUACCCCAGAAAAGCUAGUCAUGUGAUACCAUCUAGAUUUGUACUUGUUCCUCAAGUUCACAUAAAUACAUGUAUCCUUGUAUAGUCAGUCUUUAAUACAUGUUUUGUAUUUUGUAGGAAAUUUAGAAUGGUUUAGAAUCAUGAUAUAAUUGUAUGACCCCGCUUUAAUAAGUUUUAAAUACACCAAGCAUUUUUUGCUAACUUUUUGUUAAUUAAUGUAUUGCUGUACAUAAUAAUUUCAAGUUUAUAUGUUUGAAUAUAUGCAAACUUGAUUUGUAAAGAAAAUAUGAUAGUGAUACAGAGUGUAUAUCAUAAUAUUAAUAUAACUGUGGAAUCAUUUAAUGUCGUCGGGGUCAAAGGUCAUUAUUUAUGAAAUAUGGGCAAGCAAAAUUUAAAUCACUUCAUGAGGACUUAAUUUUGUGGCAAACAGAAAAUUCAAUUUGACAAAAAGGGGAUUUAAAUUUUUGGGUGACGAUGACCUACAAAAUCUUCUAACACUAAUCCCUGACAAGCGAUGAUUGCAUAGCAUCUGAGCUUAAAGAGUUCACUCUUAAUUUGGUUGAAGGUUUUGGUACUACAUGUAUAUUAUAAAGAUGUUAUUAUAAAAAUUACAUAUUUUCUAUUGUUUAGUGUUAAGAGAUCUUUGAAUACAGAUCCUCAAUGAAUUAUUAAAAUUUCUAACUCAGUUAAUGCAAGUUUGUCUAGAAUCAUCCAUUUUUUUUUUUGACUUCAGAUUAAUCAAAGAUGGUAGAAUUUUGGAUUGUCUGUUAUGUAUUACUUGUAUAUAUGUAUAUAUACACUGUACAGCACUGAGAUGAUGCACACUGAGAUGUGAAAUUUUAUUUUCAUUGUUACAAGCAUAUUAUAGAGUUGUUACAUGAUCAAUUAAAGCCUUUUAAUACCAAA